Molecule: messenger RNA, 318 nt
Organism: Cercopithifilaria johnstoni
Lineage: Eukaryota; Metazoa; Nematoda; Chromadorea; Rhabditida; Onchocercidae
Source: the annotation of a GenBank genome assembly
AUGUCAGCAAAGAACGCGCGCUUGAGAAGCCAUCCAGCAAUUGUUGUGACACUUUUCGGCAUGUUUUAUGUUGUAAUGUCAUUGCAAGGACAAAUGACAUCAUAUUAUUGGUUAACGAAUCAGAGCGACAGCAAAAAGUUGACAGUUAGGUUAGGUCUUACUUCAACGAAACUAGGACAGACCAUGGCGUAUGCCAAUGAAUACAGUGGAAAGAACAUGAAGAGAAAUGCGAGUCAUCAAGUGAAUCAAUUUUCCAGGCUGAAAAGGAGUCUCGGCCUUCCGUAUCCAAAGCCUUUUCGAUAUGACCGACUCUCUUGA